UGUGAAGUUGCAAUUUGUGGCGGUGUCAAUUGUAUCUUAUACCCAGAUAUAUUUGUUCCGCUCAGCAAAGCACGUAUGGUAUCACCUACUGGACAGUGUCAAGCUUUUUCUGAUAAGGCUGAUGGCUAUGCCAGAGGAGAGGGAUGUGGAAUCGUUAUGCUGAAAACAAAGAGGCAGGCGUUGAUUGACGGUAACAAAAUAUGGGCAGCCAUAGCAACAGGAUGCAACCAAGAUGGACGAACAACAACUCCUAUUACUGCGCCAUCUAGUGUUCAGCAACGGAAUCUUUUGGUGAAAGUCUAUUCUGAAACUGGCAUUAAUCCGAAGGACAUACAGUACAUAGAAGCACAUGGAACAGGUACUCCAGUUGGUGACCCAAUUGAAACCAACACACUUGGUCAGUUUUUUGCUAAUAAGCUACCAGACGACGAUAACCACCUGGAUAGCAUCCUUCUAGGGUCCGUAAAGACAAACAUUGGACAUCUGGAAUCCGCCGCUGGGGCAGCAGGACUGAUCAAAGUUCUCUUGAUGAUGACGCAGGGUAAGAUUGUUCCUUCUCUUCACUUUGAAAAUCCGAACCCAAAUAUCGAUUUUGACAGCUAUCGUUUAGAAGUUGCACGAAAAAUGUCACCAUGGCCGUGUCAUAAACAAGGAGGAAGGCUCUCGUGUGUGAACUCAUUCGGAUUCGGAGGGACAAACAGCCAUGCCGUAAUAAAGCAAUACCCUGAUAGAAACAUUAGAAACCACGUGAAAACAAGUAAAGGAAAACAUAUCAUCGCCGUUUCGGGUAGUGAUAUCACAUCUUUAGGAAAGAAUUUAACCCAUUUGAAACAGAACAUACACAAAGCCAAAUACUGCAUAGAGGACGUAUCGUAUACAUCAACCUGUAGACGGGAUCAUUACUCAUACCGUGUUGCCUUACACGUGGAGACAAAAGAGGAAGUCGUGAGUAUGUGCAACGAACAGUUACAACAGCUUCCGUCGAUUAAACCACCAGGCUUUUCCAGACCAAACAUAGUCUUCGUCUUCUGUGGAGUAGGAACUACCUGGACGGGCAUGUGUCAGGAAAUGAUGAAGAAGGAAGACAUAUUCAAAGACGCGGUCAGAAAUAUUGACAACAUCCUCACGCCUUUAGCCGGAUGGUCGAUCUUCCAAACGCUUACAGACGGAUUUGACAUCACUGAUCCACUAAAAAGUCACCUGGCGAUUUUUACAUGUCAGGUUGCACUGACAAAACUUUGGAAUCACUUUGGAAUACAACCCGACAUCAUUGUUGGCCAGUCUGUUGGAGAGGUGGCGGCAGCAUAUGCAGCUGGGGCUUUGACACUGGAGGAUGCAGUCAGGGUCAUAUAUGAACGAUCAUUUUUACUAGCUAAAGCCACAGGUGGAACAAUGUGUGUAGUUGGAAAUUGUUACGUGUCAAUUGUAGCUGCCGUUUGCAAGAAAUUUCAAGGGAAGGUGAGCAUUGCAGUCCAUAGCAGUGCUAAGGCAUGUACAAUCUCUGGAGAUAAAGAUGCCAUAGAGGAAUUCAUACAAAUUCUCGAAAAAAAGAGCAAAGAAAAUAUUUUGAUACGCCCAUUAGAUGUGCAAUGUGCGUACCACAGUCACUACACGAAAGCCGCAAGUGAACAAUUGGAAACUAGUCUUCUUGGACUUAGAGGGGUCAAACCGAAAUGCGAAUUGAUUUCAACAGUGACAGGAGGAAAAGCAGAGACAAACGAUUUUGUUUCUCCGGGAUAUUGGGCCAAAAAUGUCCGACAACCGGUUUUAUUCCAACAAGCCAUAACUAAAGCGCAGUUGGAUAAAACUUUCAACAUUUACCUUGAAAUAGGACCAAAGCCUGUACUGCGCUUUCAUCUAGGUGAUAUAGUGGGAAACAGUAAUGCUACAGCUCUGCCAUCAAUGACAGAAAAGAAGAAAUGGGAAAUGGUGCGACUUUCCCUGAUGGAACUCUACAAACAUGGCGUCGACCUACACUGGAAAAACAUUGUCACAACAGGUCAUUUGACGGAUAUUCCAAAAUGCUUAUUCAACCAGGUAAAACUGCUGUUUGAAUCAGACGUUACAUCUUUGAAAUACAGUGGUGUUCAGACCACUCAGUCAAAUCACCUCUUUGUGGAACGAGCAGGAGGAGAUGACAUACAGUUCAAAAUCAACAUAUCGCCGAACACAACUUGGUUUCUCUAUGAACACGUUGUUUCAGGUACGAUCAUGGUUCCCGGUGCGUUUUACAUCGACGUCGCGAUGGCGGUUUGCAAGGAGCUUGUCAAAAACAAGAGCCAGAAAAAUCUAAGUAUAGCAGCACAAUUUUUACAGCCACUGCGGUUAAGCAAAGGAGAAGCUUGUAAAGCAGAAGCAUCCGUCGAUCAGUUUGAGGACGAGUUGUCAAUCUACAUACGGAAAAACAAGGAAACGGUUGCCAAAUGUCAAAUUACGGAUAUCAAGGAAAUGUCCUUAGAAACUGUUGACGUAGAAGCGAUUCGGAGAAGAUGUACAGUUCGCCAGUCGGCCUCACAAACAUACCAGAAUCUCAAAAGACUUGGGUUCGCAUAUGGCAACGACUUACAAAUCUUGGGUGACUCUAUUAAAUCUGAUGAUGAGUGUCUUGUUCAAAUGACGCUCUCAGAUGCAAUUUUCAAAAACAUCGACUCUACAAACUUACAUCCGUCAAUACUUGAUGGACUUCUACAAACACCAGGUGUUCUUAACGUAAAGGUCAACUUUGGUACUACACUUCUUCCAGGUGGAAUCGAAAGUAUCAUCAUCCGCCAACCCCCAGAAAGAAACAUGCUUGCCUUUGCAUCAUUGGUUUCUCAAACAAAAGAGAAAAUCCAGUACAACGCCCUGCUUUUGACUGAAGAUGGAAGGGUUAUAGCAGAAGUCAGAAACUUUUUUAUCCUUUGUAUUGGAACCAACCACAGGGAUGACGAGGAUUGUAUGUAUCAAAACCAUUGGGAAGAAUUAGAGAUGAAAGCCUCACUGACAGAUAGUCUUAACUCCAACGAUGAACCACACAAGUCCAUCGUCAUCUCACUUGACAGAAAGGACGCGGAAAUACUUGAUUCAGAGAUCAGCCAAAUGUCAAUAUCUCAUAUUUUGACACAGGGAAAAAAUCUCCAAAACACCCUCACACAACACUUGCAGAUUCCUGAUCAAUUUCAAUCAAUUAUUUUCUCAGUGGGCAAAGUUGAGAACCUGGACUUGUUAACAGGUCAAGAAGUGAUGCAAAAUGCAUCUGAAAAUGUUUCGACACUACUGCACGUCUGCCAGUUGCUUGUAAAACUGAAGACUAAGUUACAUGUUCUAAUCAUUACUGAACAAACCCAAAGAAUUGAUACGUCACACAACUCUGUAGAUAAUAUCAUAGGUUCAGAACUUUGGGGAAUGGCUAGGACCAUAGUUCGCGAAUUUCCUUUGCAGCUUACCUUGAUUGACAGGCAUGUUCCGUUACGUCUAUGCAGUUCAACCAUCACUGAACUUCUAGUCCAUCAAAAUCCCCAGUUGUGCUCAGAAGCUGAACUUUUAGUCACUAGGAACAAAGUGUAUUCAAACCAAAUGGUGCGACAACAGAAAGAACCGGGGGAAUACAAAUGGAUUUCUCUCAGCGCAUUCGACCGAAUACAUCUGAAAUCCUAUCAUCCAGAUGACGUAAAUGAGAAGUUUUGUUUACUACAAGAUGAUGAAUCCCUGCCAAAAGGAUUACUUAUGGAAGUCGAGACAGCUGUUUUGCACGACAAGACAAUGUUUUCUCUGACAACACAAUCUGCAGAAAAUGACAUUCCGAUUUGGGAAACAUCAAAGGAGGAUGGAUUUGAUAUAAUAACGUUUGAAAUCUGCGGCAAAGUAACUUCACAGUUAGAUGAAAAUGCCCCCCCAAAACAACUAGAAGGAUUGUAUGCUGCUUGCUCUCAAUUCACCUUACAAAGCAUUGUUAAGGUGCCAAAAGAAUGCAUGUUGAGAAUUGACGACCUCCCCAGUUACAAACCAGGACUCCUACUAACGUCCACUCUCUUAUGGCAGAUGAAACAAUAUUUUGUCAAAGGAAAAUCGCUUAUUGUGAGCGAUGGUGAUGACACUUCCGGUUUAAUGCUACGGUCAAUGCUUUCAAAACCUUUGGCAAGCCAAGUCACCUUUACAACGUUAAACAGCCUGAAGAAAUCUGACUCUCAUCAAUUCAAUGCUGACAUAGUUGUGAUUCUAACAGCUGUAGACUUCGUUGCAAUUGAUUCCCUACUGAACAAGAUAAAAGGGGUCAAUGCAUGCUACUCCCUAGAAAUGUUUGGGGGGAUGAAAGUCUGGCAAACAGCAAAGAAGAGACACAAGGCUAUCCUUUUCAACAUAUUGAGAAAUGAAGAAAUACUGAACCCUGAAGUUCUCUUAGAAACCAUUCCAAAAGUUGUAAAAUGGCUGAGGAGGAAAAUACCUAAGAUCAACAGUAGUGAUAUUGGUAGCACAACAGGAACUGUGGUUCAGUUGAAAUCAGCAAAACAGGAAGGAAUGCGAGUGAAAUCCAAGAUGCAGCAGCUUUUCCGGAGAAACAGUUGUUAUAUUAUAGUUGGAGGAUUGACCGGGUUAGGAUGGGAGAUCCUCAAAUACCUUGCAGCAGCUGGCGCUGGAAAGAUAGUCACGAUUUCAAGAUCCCAUCCAAACGCCGCUAAGGUUAGAGAAAUAACUAAGCUGGAGAAAGCUACUUCGACGUCAAUAAAGGCAAUGUCGGCAGACAUUACAAACAUCAGAUCACUGGAGAAAGUUUUCGCCAGAAUCGAUGGUGAAUUUGGACGUCAUUCUGUGAAAGGAAUAUUCCAUGGCGGGGCUGUUUUGAAUGACGGAUUGUUCACGAAGCAGACAGAUGCUGACUUUAGAAAAGUAUUGCUCCCUAAAGUUCUCGGAAGCUGGAAUCUCCAUGUACUUUCGAAUCGGUAUGACCUUGACUUUUUCAUUUUACACUCAUCCAUGACAUCGAUUUUCGGAAAUAAAGGUCAAAGCAACUACAGUGCUGGGAAUGCCUUCAUGGAUUCACUAGCACAUUACAGAGCUGCGAAAGGCCUGCCUGCGUUAAGCAUCAACUGGGGACCGUUGGCUGUCGGCAUGGCCACAGACAAUUCCCUCCAAGAGGAACUAGAAAGAAUCGGCUACAUGUUUCUUGAUGUCAGAAAGAUUACAGACACACUGAUGAAAAUGCUUAUGUCAGAAGGGAAUCAGAUAGUUGCGGGGAUAUUCGAUUGGUCGUUGGUAGACCGACAGUUUUCAGACAAAUCAAUGGAAAGAGUGAGAAGAAGAUUUAGACGUGUAAUGGGCAAUGACAACGGAAGAAGAAUGCAGGCGAUAUCAGAGGAAAUUAUCGGCAAUCACGAUUUGGAUACCAAUGAAGGUAUCACAAGCUUUGUGACGGACGUGGCAUCACGAGUAUUUGCUGUAGAUGCCGAUAUGAUCAACAGCUCUACUUCACUAAUGAAUCUCGGAAUAGAUUCUAUGGUAGCAAUGACAUUUGUGAAUACCAUCAACAAUGCCACAGGCUGUACAAUCCCGAUUGUCCUGCUUUUGUCCGAGGAGACCAACAUCGGAAAGGUAGUUGACUACAUUGAAGCAAACAUAAAAAGAACAAAUGAUGUGGAGAGUUCCCACAACGAUUCUACAGUGACGGAUGACCUUACGCAUAUGGAAAAGGAUUACUUCCAAUACAUGAUUGAUAAUGCAGAAGCGCUCAGUCUCUUCAUCUAUUGUGACUUUGAAGCAACCGGGAUCUUUGCUGACGAGACAUUGUGGAGAGCUAAUCUUACACACGUUGUGCAGAAACACUCAGCACUGAGGACUCGUUUUGUACAUAAUACAGAUGGCCACGCAAGCAAUGUAUACACAAGACUGGUAGAGCCGGCUGAACAAACGAAAAUAGACUUCCGGGUGGUCACAAAAGGAACAAUUGACAGAAAUGAACGGAUACCAUCAGAUUUAGCGCUGUACAGAUUCCUUCCGGAAGCUGAUUUACCACUUCGUUAUAUCUUUGAAAACAGAAAUGGAACGUCUUUCAUUCGAAUGGUGUUUUCGCACCUUACAUUUGAUAUGGCCUCAAUACUGAUUGUUCUUGAAGAUAUAAAAAACUUCAGCAUCAAUUCAGAAGUACCAGUUCAAGUUUCUGCACCACCACAAGAUAUAGCCAGACAGGUGAAGGAACGACUACGUGAACAAGAGACGGCGUUGGAGACAUAUUGGAGAAACAAGAUACCUAAACAGCUAUCACCGUUAUCAUUGGCUGGCGCUGAUAGUUACCACUUCGAAGACAAGGACAUAUCUACAACAACGGAUAAGAUACCCAAGGAACUUGUUAUGAAACUGGUACAAUUUUGUCGCAACCAUGAAACUACCCCGUAUCAAUUAAUGAUGACAGCAUAUCAAAUGGUUCUUCACUUAGUCACCGGUGCGGAAACUGUCUGUGUUCUUACCUUGGCGGACAUGCGAAUGCAUUUCCCAGAAUUUCAACGGGAAAUAGGUUGCUUAGUAAACACAGUUCCAUUAUUUUGUACUUUUCCCAGAGAUGGUACAAUCAGCAACAUACUGGCAGAAAACGGGAAAGAAAUUCGAAUGAUUUUAAACAGCAGUUUGUAUCCUUUUAGCCAGAUAGUAAAAGAGGUUGGUACGAGGCAAGUGGAGCCGGACUCUGUGUUGAGACAUAUGCUAAUUUACAGAGAUUUCCAGAAGGAAAACACAAAGGAAAAUGAAGGAUAUGUCAAUUUGUUGAAUAUGGUGUCUCCUAACCACAUGUAUGAGACAAUGCUUGCGGUGAUGAACGAUCGCAAAAACACACAUAUGAGUUUGGAGCUUGAAUACAACACACUUGCCAUCACCAAGUCUAAAGCAGAAUCCCUCUUACAGAUGUUUGUCAAUGUAAUAGAAUAUCUGAUUGACCACACUGACUCCACCAUGCAGGGAAUGACAAGUGUUAUCAACCGAGCGCCACUAGAGUCAACACAGCCGGUUUAUCUGAAUUCCGGAGAGUUUAUCAAGCAAACUCGUAACGGAUGGAAUCACGCAGUCCAGCUCUCAGUUUGUCGGAAAAAAGAUGGAAACCGUUUCCAAACAAUACUGAAAUGGAGUAAACCGAACAGUCAACAGUCUCGAGACCUCAAUGGGAAGGAUAUAGAAUCAGUUGACAGAGCAGUUUGCAAUGGUUUACAGACGCUACUGGUAAGGACAAGGAAAAGAGUGUUCACCUUCAUGACUCCGAAUAAACGACUGUGUGAUGAAAUCACCGACGGCUUACUGGAUGGAUUAGAGAGAGCUCGAAAUGGACACCCAGAUACAAGUUUGUGACAUUUGUUUGAUCAUGAAUUUACGUAACAUGUUACCACGAUACGUGUUACGUAUACAAAUAGGAGACACGAUAUUAUGCUUCGAAACCUUUAUUUUGUGCUGUGACUACGUUUUGUCUCUCAGUAUAGUAAUGUGUGAUCUAUGAUAAUGAAUCGAUUCAUAUCUAAAACUUGUCAUGUAUAUGGUGGAAAGAUGU
Molecule: messenger RNA, 7504 nt
Organism: Pecten maximus
Lineage: Eukaryota; Metazoa; Mollusca; Bivalvia; Pectinida; Pectinidae
Product: polyketide synthase-nonribosomal peptide synthetase hybrid himA-like
Exons: 5
Coding region: 76-7308 (2410 amino acids)
Biological process (GO): fatty acid biosynthetic process
Molecular function (GO): phosphopantetheine binding; fatty acid synthase activity
Source: RefSeq, a predicted model, not a curated record